CUCAGUAUAUAUACCUAAUUCUUACUUCCUGCUCAACUUUGGAGCUCGGUUCAAAGCCACAUGGGGAAAAAGAGGAAGCAGCGGGUAGCCGCUGCCGCCGCCGCCGCCAUUGAGCCGGAAUCUGCUCCUGCGGAGAGGCCGAAAAGAACACUCUUCGGAUGGAAAGAUGGAGGCGUGAAGAAAAAGGAAAGCGAUUCUAGGGUUUUCUUCAGAAACAAAGAGAAGAUUUUGGUCACAUCCUCUCGCCGUAUCAGCUUCAGGUAUAGGCAUCUGAUGCUGAAUGUGGUGUCACUUUUGCCUCAUUGUAAGAAGGACAGUAAGGUGGAGUCCAAGAACAUUAAAGGCGCGACCUUGAACGAGCUGGUUGAGCUCAAGAAUUGUUCUUCUUGCUUGUUUUUUGAGUGCCGGAAAGGGAAGGACCUUUAUUUAUGGAUGGCUAAGUGCCCCAAUGGUCCUUCUGUUAAGUUUCUAGUAAAUGCAGUUCACACGAUGGAAGAGCUAAAACUCACUGGAAAUCACUUGAAAGGAUCACGCCCUAUCCUAACAUUCUCUAGCAAUUUUGAUAAAGAUCCACACUGGAUGCUUUUGAAAGAAAUGAUAUCACAGAUUUUUGCAACUCCCAAGGAUCACCGGAAAUCUAAGCCAUAUCAUGAUCACGUAUUUGUGUUCUCUAUUGUUGAUGACCAUAUUUGGUUCCGAAAUUAUCAGAUAUCCUGUCCCCAUAACAGUGGAGCUCAGAAAGUAGACCGUGGAGACCUGGAGAAAAUGACCCUUGUUGAGGUUGGUCCGAGGUUCUGCUUGAAUCCAAUUAAAAUAUUUAGUGAAAGCUUUGGAGGGCAGACUCUUUACGAGAACCCAUUCUAUGUCUCUCCAAACCAAAUACGAUCAUUGGAGAAAAAACAGAAGGCGGGCAGGUACGCGAAGAAGGUGAAAGAAAAGACGAAGAGAAAGAUGCAUGAGCUGUUGAAUCCAAUGGAGCUUGAUGAAUUUGCAGACAUGUGGAAGGAUUGAUUGGUUGAAGGUUUAAUUUGGCUUUGCUUUGGGUCCUUAGACUUUGUGGCACAACUUGCAAGUGCUACCAAGAAUUAUGUCAUUUUUGGUGUGAUUAGCCACUGGUUUUUACAACCUUCUACCAUGUGUUUUGUGUAUGAAUUUCUUCUGUUUGAGCAAAGAAAUCUGUUAUUUGAGUACUUGUUAGCUAUUACUCUCCUCCGGCAAAUUCUUUUGUGGAUCUAAGAUUCAUAUUCAUUUUAUGGACUAUAGUGUAUUUGU
Molecule: messenger RNA, 1272 nt
Organism: Cuscuta campestris
Lineage: Eukaryota; Viridiplantae; Streptophyta; Magnoliopsida; Solanales; Convolvulaceae
Source: the annotation of a GenBank genome assembly